This is a messenger RNA of Fusarium coffeatum, 1587 nucleotides long. RefSeq lists its product as uncharacterized. The transcript has a single exon. The record is from RefSeq and is a predicted model, not a curated record. Lineage: Eukaryota; Fungi; Ascomycota; Sordariomycetes; Hypocreales; Nectriaceae. Bases 1 to 1587 code for a protein of 528 amino acids.
AUGGGGCAUAUUCGGUCAAAAUCGAACGUGACUCCGCCGGCCGUUCAGACGCCGCGAAGUUACAGAAUCAUUGCCAUUAUCUUUGCCUUAUGGCUAUGUUUCCACACACUGUCAAGAUUCGAUUGGACCGUCCCAGAUUGGACGCCCAAAGCAACCGACGAAUGGCCCGAGGAGCCUGUUCUCAAGAACCGCCGAAUGGCUUUGGUCAUACCCCUCACCGAUCCUAGUCCGAACGCAUGCAAGACGAUCCUUUCAGGGACCGUUUUGGGAUACCCUGCCCCCGUCAUCGUCAACUGGGGAGUCGAUUACCAUGAUGUCAGUCACUGGGAACUUGGCAGGAAUCUUCCCAAGAUUCCGGGAAUGAUGAAAUACCUCGAUUCUGUGAUGCAUCCCAACGCGACCGAUUUGGAACGACUGGAAGAAGACGAUCUUGUUCUCAUGGUCGACGGUCGUGACGUUUGGUUUCAACUACCCGUUGAGGUUCUCAUCAGCCGUUACCAUGAGAUCAACAAAAAAGCGAACGAGAGAUUGCGCAAACAAUGGAAGGGCCCAGGCCCAAUGCCAAUGAAACAGACCAUCGUCACAGGUUCUCAGAGAAAGUGCUAUCCCAAUGAUCCUGAGCGGUAUGGACUUGAUAUGCAAUGUGAUAUUUGGCCAGAGAGCCCGGUGAGAUCGGAUCUCUACGGCCCAACGACAGAAAAGAACGAGACCGAUUUCAUUCAUCACAGACCUCGAUAUAUCAACGGCGGAAUGUACAUGGGCCCUGCGGGAGAUAUGAGACGUUUCUUCCGUCGAGCUAUGGAAUUGAUGGAUAAAUAUGUCGGCGAAGGCUUCCCUUUGCGAAGUGACCAGGGCGUAAACGGCUACCUCAUUGCACAACAAGAGAUCUGGCGUCAGUGGCAAAGAAAGAACCACAUGAAAGAGAUGGACCUCAAGACCAUGAUCGACGAGAACCUCGAGUUCCAUGCCGGGCUCGAUUACGCGAUGGAACUAUCCAAUCAGGUCUCUUACAGCGAUAUUGACGAAAGUCUGGGUCUCUACUGGUCAGACUUUGCCCUGCUCAACAAUGAGAAGCGCACCCAACGACAGUCUGAGGCUAGAGGUAUAUUACCAGUCCGUUUCAAUGGAGUACCUGCAGACAUCAUGGCAUCGCGUAACCCAUUGACCAAAUUUGAGAAGUCUGCAAACUGGAGCAAUAUGCCCCUCUUCGCCGACUUUGCUCUUGGUACCGUGCCAGCGUUGAUCCACCAUAACAAAUACAAGGACCGACGGCAAACAUGGUGGGAUCGACCAUGGUAUCAUCAAAAGCUGAGGAAGCUUGUUCCUUCCAAGUUGAAAUUCCGUCCCUUUGAUGAAUCUUUGGCGACGGUUGAAACUGACGAGGGUCUCGUUCGAUACUGGGCCCCAUUGGCCGAGGCGAGAGAUAGAUAUCCUCGAAAGGUCAAUGAGACUGCAAAUGCUAGAUUUGAGAAAAUGGAGCUUGACACGCUUUGUCGCAGGGCGGAAGGAAAAGAAGGGGGAACGUCGAAGGACGGUAAGGCCUGGUGGGAUGAGGUUAUGCGUGAUGGUGGCGGAAAGAUUAGCUAA